Molecule: messenger RNA, 2157 nt
Organism: Pogona vitticeps (central bearded dragon)
Lineage: Eukaryota; Metazoa; Chordata; Lepidosauria; Squamata; Agamidae
Gene: DFFB
Product: DNA fragmentation factor subunit beta
Biological process (GO): apoptotic process; apoptotic DNA fragmentation
Cellular component (GO): cytoplasm; nucleus
Molecular function (GO): DNA endonuclease activity
Source: RefSeq, a predicted model, not a curated record
UACUGUUUCUUUAAGAGCCGGCGAGGAAGGCGGUGCUCCUCCUUGACGAGCCGCCCUGCUGGCCAAUCAGCCAGCACGUCCUUUGGCCUGAGGGCUGAGGAAACCGGUUGCGGGGAGCCGUGGGUUCGAGUCCGACCUCCGCCGCGAUGGCGCUGAAAGGCUUCCGAAUCCGCCGCCUGAGCGGCCACCGGAAAUACGGGGUAGCGGCCACGAACUUGGAGGACCUGCUCUGCAAAGUCUGCGCCCUCCUGCAGCUUCCUGUUGCCGAUGCCCGGCUGUGUUUGCACGAGGACGGGAUGGAGAUAACGAAGGCCCGUUUCCAGAAAAUCCCAGAGAAUUCGGAGCUCGUCUUGUUAGCCCCUGGGGAGGAGUGGCAGGGCUAUGUGAGUGAGAUCCAGCGCUUUCUCAAUGCCUUCUCCAGCCGAACAGAGGAUAUCGUGCGCGCCGCUCGGACGCUGCUCUCCGACGAGGGAUCGCCCAUGAGAAGGAAGGUGCUCUCGGACCUCGUGCACAACCUCAGCGAGAACAUCGGCGCAGAAAACCGGGUGGAAGAUGAAAAAUGGUUUGAAGGGAUUGAAUCUCGCUUUAAGACAAAAUCCAGUUACCUGCGUUUCAGUUGCGAGAGCAGGAUCCGCAGUUACAUGAAAGAGGUUGGUGGUUACGCUUCUACCAUCCACCCGCCCGCCCGCGGGAAGUUCCUGCAGAUUGUGGAAGCCAUGCUGAAGAAGCUGAAGUCGGAAAGGUACAACGGCCGUUAUUUUGACCGGACGGCGCAAGAGAACGCCUGCCUUUGCACCCCACAAGGCUGGUUCUCUUGUCAAGGUCCGUUCGAUGCAGAAAGCUGCCCUGGCCGGCACUCCAUCAAUCCGUAUGGGAACAAAGAGAGUCGGAUUCUAUUCAGCACCUGGAACCUUGAUCAUGUCAUUGAGAAGAAACGGACGGUCCUUCCGACCUUAGCCGAAGCCGUCCAGGACCGGGAGGGGAAAGAAGUGAACUGGGAGUAUUUCUACCGACUCCUGUUCACCGUCGACAACCUGAAGCUGGUGCACAUCGUCUGCCACAAAAAAGCCAACCACAACCUCAGCUGCGACAAAAGGAAGGUCUAUCGGAAACGCAAACGGCCCCCCAAGAUCCGAAAAUCACUGGUCUAGAGGCUGCGGGGGCCAAGAGAUGAGUUUCUCAUGCUGUGAAGGAGAGGCGGUCUUCCCUGUCCUUAAAGCCCCGAGGCCGAAUCCAGCUCUCUUAGAUCUUCAGACAGCCACGCUUCCUUUGCCUCCCUUACCAUGGUGUGAUGGUUUCUCAGAGUUUCCCUGCUCCUUGUGUACUUCUGGGGCUUACUUACUGGUAGGAAGAACUUUACUCAGAAAGAGGCUGGUAUUUUUCAUCUUACCUGCUUAUCUGCGCUCUUGCCAAAGGUUUUGCACCCGUGAUCUCUUCCGGACGGGGGGCUUGAAUGCAGUCUCAACCCGCUAACUUCCUCCACUUCUGCACCAGCUCUGUUCACCUGCUUCUUUCAAGAGAGUGCCCAGUUAGCCCUCCUCGAUGUGGGUGCUGAUUGGCUAGUGCCUGUGCCGUCACCCUAACCAAAGAGCAUGUUCUCUUCCAAUCCACUAGGGAUUUUUCAUUUCUCCCAUUAUUAUUAUCAUUUUUAAUUAAACCUGCACAGCUUAUUUAUGUUAAUAGGAACCUGGCUUGUUAGAAGGGUCUUGUUUCCCUCGGGGAAGCAAGAAGCAGAUCGGAAGGAGUGUGAUGCUUGACUUUUCCAUACACCAUAGGACCCUCCUAUCUGCAUGAGAUCGGGUCCAACCCUGCCUCCUACAGAUGCUGAAAAACAGGGAUUAUAGCAAGCAGUACAGUAGUAUAAUAUCCAUAGCAUGGUCUCUGGCUCUCUCUCCUGGCCAGUUCUGGUAAUGAGACUAGAAAUACACAUUAUUUCUCUACUGUACGCCAUACAGAGGGAGACAUGGUCUCUGGCUCCCUCUAGUGGCCAGUUCUGGUACAUUCACCUUUAGAUAAAGCGACCUAUUUGUAGAAUUUCUCUUUUAAUAUUUUUAAUAUUUUCAAACUGUGAAUACGUGAACUGGUGAAUACUGAUCCCGUAGAUCAGUGUUGUAUUGCUAUUGACACCUCCUGUGUAGAAAUUAAUCAGAGAUUAAA